Molecule: messenger RNA, 2261 nt
Organism: Drosophila suzukii
Lineage: Eukaryota; Metazoa; Arthropoda; Insecta; Diptera; Drosophilidae
Product: DDB1- and CUL4-associated factor 10 homolog
Cellular component (GO): Cul4-RING E3 ubiquitin ligase complex
Molecular function (GO): protein binding
Source: RefSeq, a predicted model, not a curated record
UAUUAUAUCGGAAAGAAUUAAGAUACCUCUACCGUUAAAAAAUAGUGAAAUUAACCAUUAUGUUGCUAUAUCGAUGCCAAAAUGAUAUGGCUUCAACAAAUCACGUUCAGUUGUAAAAAGGAAUCGGUUAUAAGCCAACCCUCGUUUUAGAAUAAACACAAGAAGGAAGGCCACGGGGAAAUUGCAUCGCGGUGUUUGAGAAAUCGCGAACAGGCCAACACACUUACACCCACACACUCCUCCAGGUUUCCGGGGAUCCCAGGCGACAGUCAGGAGUGUCCACAAGAUGGAGCGGUACUUGAGCCGCCGCGAAAGUGGCUUCCACAUCCACCGGAGCGACGACAACUUCGUGAUGCGGCGGAUAUACAGCUCGAUGAACAUGUUCAAUAGCUACCACGCCAACUGCAAGCCCACGGAGGCGGGUCGCACCGGGGCCAUCUUCAACCUGGAGUUCAAUGCCGAUGGCAACGUGGUGGUGGCCGCCACGGAGAGGAAGUGCGUCCUCGUCUUUGACGCCAUCACACAGAAGGAGAUCUUCAAGGUCCCAGACGCCCACACGGAUAGUGUCAAUUGCAUCAAAUUCUUCGACGAGCGUCUCUUCGCCACGGGCUCUGACGACUUCACGGGCCUCUGGGAUCUGCGGAACAUGAAGCAGAUGCGCGUUCUCCACGGCCACUCCAACUGGGUGAAGAACAUCGAGUACUCCUCCAAGGACAAGCUGCUCGUCAGCUCCGGCUUCGAUGGCAGCAUCUUCACCUGGGACAUCAACUCGCAGACGGAACAGGGCCUGAUCUCGCAGAGAGUUUUCCAUGCCAGCGGUCUGAUGCGUUGUCGGAUUUCGCCCACGGGCGAUAAGUUGGUGCUCUGCACAAGCGGUGGCUACAUCAUGAUCAUCCACCACCUGGAUCUCACCACGCUGCACAAGGAUCUUUGCGGAUUCAGGCCCGGUAUCUACCGACUGAUGCAGUUGGGCGAGCAGUAUCCCCAGGCCGCCAAGUACGAUCAUGUGUUCUCCAAGCGCCAGAAAAACCGCGUGGAGCUGGUCACUGACUUCCCAGAGAACAACGACGCCGAGAUGAUCAUGGCCUUGCAGAUUCACCCGCACUGUCGCUGCAUGCUGACCAGAAAUGUCAGCUGCGACGAGCAGAGCGAGUGGACCUGCAUCCAUGACAUCAACGAAGAGCCGUUGCGUAGCGAUGACGAGCAGGAAGAGGUGGAGCCGCAGCCCAAGAGGAAGCGCACGACAACGCUCGCCAACCGCAGCGCGUUGAAUGAACCACAGGACCAGGAUACGGAUGUGCCACCCAGACAGCCACGGAGACCCAUGCGCAGGACUGUUCAGGUGUUCCACCUGGAUAACGCAGGAGCAGGACGGGUGGCUGCUGGCACUGCCUCGGUGUCGACUCGUACGGAUACCUUUAUACCCGACAUCUGGGCGGCGGAGGUAACAGUCCAGGAGCGGGCCAUCCCAAACAGGGCGCGGAACUCCAACAAUCAUGUCAGCGGCUAUAACUUUGUGUACGCCAUCAGCAGCGGAGUGCUCCCGCUGCGACCCUCUGUGGCCAGUCGCCUGAUGGUCAACAGCAGCAGUCCCCGCCUGCUGACCACUCCACCGCCCACGGAGGGCAACCAGAGCAGCAGCAGCAGCUCCAGUUCCAGUAGCAGUAGUUCCAGCAGCAGCAGCUCCAGCUCCAACAGCGACACCACCGUCCGGUUAGAGAUCGGCCAACGGCUGCGCCUGCGACCCUUCAUGCCAGCAGCGGCCACGUCCAAGGAGAAUGGCCACUCAAUACUGGUGAAUGCCAAGAAGCUCCUUUACUACGCCGCCGAGACGAACACCAAGCCGGGCUUCAUCAAGGAGCCGGGAUUCUCGUCGGACGGUCGGAUCGUCUGCUCGCCCUACGGCAACGGAGUGCGACUCCUGGGCUACAGUGAUGAUUGCUGCGACUAUCCCAGAUGCCAGGCGUUUGAGGAGGUGAAACGCGAGCCGCGAAAGCUGGUCGAGCUGGCCAAGAUCACCGAGCACCAGGACGUCGUGCUGUGCGCCAAGUUCAGCCCCAGGGAGCCGCUCCUCGUGACCGGCUGCAAUGGUGGCGAGGUAACCUGGUAUAGACCCAAUCUUUAGACUUCAGUCGAGCCGUGCGAAGAGCGCUCACUGUCAUACUGUAAAUUUUAUUUUCUAUUUAAGCAUAAUUCGACUUAUGUCAAGCAUAUAUUGGCGAAAUACAAGCAACACGAUAAUGGUGGACCGAUUAAGCAGA